Messenger RNA from Melanotaenia boesemani (Boeseman's rainbowfish), 1911 nucleotides. RefSeq names its product prostacyclin synthase-like. The transcript is spliced from 10 exons. Bases 393 to 1844 code for a protein of 483 amino acids. Lineage: Eukaryota; Metazoa; Chordata; Actinopteri; Atheriniformes; Melanotaeniidae. Gene Ontology annotation, biological process: prostaglandin biosynthetic process. The record is from RefSeq and is a predicted model, not a curated record. Gene Ontology annotation, molecular function: prostaglandin-I synthase activity; heme binding; iron ion binding.
GUCGCGAGUCUCCACGUCAUAUUAACUCAUAGAUGACGUCUGUACGCCCCAAGGGAUCACGUUAGUAGUUCAUUGUUGACGCAAUGCCAGGAGUCGUCAGGAGUCGCAUAUAAGCCAAAGUGACGGCUGAUGGGACGCUGAGACUGUGGAGCAGAGAAAAUUUAAAUACGGAUGUUUUGUUUUUUUGUUUGUUUGUUUUUUAGAUAAACUCUUGGAAAAUCUUAGGCAGAAAAUUGGGGCUGUGGAUUAAAGUUUGCUUUGAAGCGCUCGCAGACACCAUACCGUUGCCUCUCAGUGAGCUGUGGCUGCGCAAUUUGGGCGAGGAGUCACAUAAAAGCCAAAGUGACGGAUGAUAGGACGCUGAAGACUAUAGAGCGAAAUUUAGACACGAGAUGAUCUGGACCAUUCUUCUGCUUGUUCUUUGCUAUUUUCUCCUCACGCGCAGGCGGAGAUCCAAAGGGGAACCACCUCUUGACAAAGGAAUUAUCCCAUGGUUGGGUCAUGCCCUUGAAUUUGGAAAAGAUGCUUCCAAGUUCAUAAAUCGAAUGAAGCUUAAACAUGGCAACAUUUUCACAGUGCGGGCUGCUGGUCGCUACGUGACGUUACUGUUGGAUCCACACUCUUAUGAUGCUGUCAUCAGUGACUCUGAUUCACUGGACUUUACACGCUACGCACAAGUGCUCAUGGAGAGGAUUUUCAACCUGCAGCUCCCAUUUGACCAGCCAGCUAAAGCCAAGAAUAUAAUGAAAAGGCAUUUCCAAGGAAAGAAUUUAACCAUGCUGAAUAGGACCAUGAACAGGCACUUGCAGGCCUUGAUGAAAGCUGAGAUGCCGCAAAACCAGAGAGACUGGAAAGAAGAGGGACUUUUCAACCUCUCUUACAGCUUUCUUUUUAAGGCGGGAUAUUUGACUCUGUUUGGUGGAGAACAGAACAAUAACAGCACAGAUCCUUCAAGCAUCUUCGAGGAGUACAAGAAGUUUGAUGGCCUCUUAACCAAAUUGGCAAGAGGCACUCUAAAAGCAGAGGAGAAGAGAACAGCACAGAGUGUUCGGGCGAGACUGUGGAAGCUUUUGGCUCCAGCAGGUCUGACUGAGGACUCGGGUUCAAGCCCCUGGCUCCACGCCUACAGGCAGCUCCUGCAGGAGGAUGGGGUUGAUGACGAGACACAGAGAAAAGCUGUGCUCAUGCAACUCUGGGCUACACAGGGUAAUGCUGGUCCUGCUGCAUUUUGGCUGUUGGGUUUUCUGUUGACAAAUCCUGAAGCUAUGAUGGCGGUUAAAAGGGAGUUUGGCCAGAUCUCACAGAUGGACACCUCGGAAACUCCUCUCAUGGACAGAUCCGUGAACACCCCAGUGUUUGAUAGUGCCUUGGAAGAGACACUGAGACUCACUGCUGCCUCCUUCAUUACAAGAGAAGUAGUGCAAGAAAAGAUCCUCUACAUGGCUGAUGGCCAAGAGUACCUGCUACGAAAGGGAGACAGGGUGUGUUUGUUCCCCCUCAUCAGCCCACAAAUGGACCCUGAGAUUUACCAUGAGCCACAGGAAUUUAAGUACGACCGUUUUCUAAACAAGGAUGGCUCGAUGAAGAAGGAUUUUUACAAAGGAGGGAAGCAGCUAAAGUAUUACACCAUGCCGUGGGGGGCAGGUACCAAUGGCUGCGUAGGAAAGAUGUUUGCCAUCAACAUCAUCAGACAGUUUGUUUACUUGUUGUUGACGAACUACGAUCUGGAGCUCUGUGACCCAAAUGCUCAGAUGCCAGGGAUAGAUGCCAGCCGUUAUGGAUUUGGGAUGCUACAACCUGUGGGAGACUUGCUUGUUCGAUACAAAACAAGAGAAACACAAUAGGAGAAAAAUGUAUUUUUUUAUUUAUAUAUUAUUUUUUAUAUUUAUCAAUAAAUGUGAAUAUGUUGUA